AUGGCUGAUGUGGAAAACAGCAUGGUGGACGAGUCAUUUGCGGCAUCCGAAGCUGCGGACGACCAGUCUCACGGCCUAACCGCCAGCGCAACUGUCGGUACAAGGCGGCAGGCAAACGGUACAAUUGGCUCAGUCUACUCGGGCAACAAGAUUCGACACCUGAAGAAAGAGGACGGCAUUCCUCUUUGGCGCAAAGAUAUCCAGUACCAAUUCCUGAAGCUGGUCUUUGAGGACAAGACACCUGUUUUCACGCGAUACCCCGAUGGACAAAAGGGAAUGGACUUUGCGGAUCUGUACAUCGAUGCAAUGGCCCGGAGCAGCAAGACCAGCAAGAUCCUGAAGGAUAAGCUGCAGAACGACAAACCUGCAGCUAUCAAUAUGGCCAUGGUCUGUUUGCUGGUCAAUUUCGGUCGCAUGAACACUACUCUGAACUUCUUCCCCGAGAUGCGUGCCCAACUUCGGACCUAUCACUCAAUUCCCUCACUACAAGCGCACCAGGAUUCCAAUGCCUACAAGCAGUUGCAGGAUGCUCCCCGCCUCAAGUCCAUUCUAAAGGGUGCUUCAGAAGAUGUCGACCAGCCGAAUACGUUGGAAAAAAUAAAGCGACAAAGCAUACCCAGAACCAACCCGGUGAACUUGAUUUUCGUUCUAGCGCAAUACGCCCCCAAAGUGUCGGAGACACACUUCUUUCCUCCUCGAGACUUCUUCGAUCUCGUUAUGCGAUCCACACUCAGCAGUCAAAGCCGCGCAAGGGCAUUCCUCUGGCUGAUGUGGUGGUACUUGGAGAGUGAUUUCACUCGAGAGGCUGCACUGAACAAUCCAUUCGGCCCGGGUCUGGAGGGCGAGGGUGCCGAGGGCUUACCUCUGAAAGUGCCGGCUUUUGAUAUUCUAACCGAGGAACAAGCCACUGAGGAGAACGUGGAUACGCCCGAGGAACAGGAGUACGGAGAGUCCAAAAGACUAGAACGCAAGCGAAUCUUGGAAGAAGAGGAACCACUGCCGCGCAUUCCCAAGCGGCCCAAGAAAGAAUACGGCUUUGACGAAGACUCAUUCGCAGGGGACUACUCUGGUAUGGGUGGCCGUGGCUCUGCUAUGUCCACCCCUCUUCACCCCUCUGCCAAGCGGAGCCUGGAUGACGACGAAGAUGAUCUGACACCGGGUAAUUCUCGUCCGCGCCCCAAGCAAGCCAAACGAGAAUCAUCAAUCAACGGAGUGGGCCAACAGCGACUCAUCUUGAAAACCAGGAUGGAGCAUACUCCUGAUGCCUCACCCGCUCCCGGCUCCAACCACCCUGUCAUGAACCGUUUUAUCGCCGAGCCUUCACUUUCUUCGGCGCCUUCUAUGCGUCGGCUACGGCCACUCACGCAGCACCAGAUUGCCGUUGAGCAAAAUCGUCGGCAGCGGAUUGACUAUCUUCUUGCCAAACGUAAAUCUAACGCAUACCGCGUUCUCCGGGCGAAAAGGGAGAGCGAGAUUCCGUUCGCCCGCUACGGUCGCUUGCUUCAAGGUUUGCCCGAGGGUUACGACACAGAUGAUGAAGAUAUCUCAUGGGGCAAGGGUGGUCUCUUCUCGAACCCAGAGGAAGAGGACGACUUUGGAGAGUGUGCAAGUUUCUACCUCUCUGUAGUGCGCAAAGCCGCACGCAGACUCGAUCGCUGGGAUUACACAGAAGCCAAUGGCCCCAAGAAAGAUCGCAAGAGGGAGCGCGAAGAGCGACACCAAGCCAAAGCGGCCCUGGAAGCCGAAAUGCGAACCUCCAACAACCGAUCUCGUCCCCGUUCUCGCCCCAGUGCUGCUGCCAAGCGCAAGUCUGCAGGUGUCACGGGCACUCCCAGCACGGCCAGGAAAGCCACGGCAACUCAAGCCAAGGUCAGCCACAAUCAUCCUGAGAGCCAUGGAGCGGGGGCCUCAGCUAUGGGUACCCCAAGCUGGGGUGCAGAGCACGGACCCGAUGACUACAUUGAAGGAGAGCUAGACGAGCUUGACCGUGAACUCCUUGGCGAAGGUUCUGGUGACGACGAUGAAGGAGGUGCCCAAGGAGAGUUUUCUGACGACCAAGAGGAAGAAGAUGAAGCGGACGAAAAUUCCUCCGCCUACGACGGUGCUAAUGGUUAUGCACGACAUGAACCCUCGUCGCCUGCCCCGAGGGGUCCAGUUGAUCAGCGCGGGGAAGGCUAUGGAGACAUGAUGGAAGACUAA
Molecule: messenger RNA, 2199 nt
Organism: Penicillium bovifimosum
Lineage: Eukaryota; Fungi; Ascomycota; Eurotiomycetes; Eurotiales; Aspergillaceae
Exons: 4
Coding region: 1-2199 (732 amino acids)
Cellular component (GO): Ino80 complex
Source: RefSeq, a predicted model, not a curated record